CAGGGCUGGCACCGCCACACACGGAGCGGCGCCGAGGCUCAGCAGCAGAGCGGCGCGCGUGUAUGUGGACGGAGCAGGGGGCGCGCCGAGCUUCUGGACAAACGCAGUCCGCUCCUCUGGCAGGGGGCGGCGGAGGAUGCCGUGGGGCUGGCGGCUGCCCAGGCCGCGGGGGUUGGCUCCGUGAGGCUCCCGAGCCCAGCUGCGGAGUUUGCAGGCGGUCCGCGCUGCACCAGAGUCCGGGCGAGCAAUUGAGGUGUAGGAUGAAAUAGAGAGGGGAGAGCUGGUGAAAGCAGGACUGUGCUACAGGGAAAGCAUCCGUAUCUAGAACAUCAUGCGAAGAUCUGGAGUGUGGAUCCCAGUCAGUGGCACUGGCUGCGGGGGGCAGUCUCUCUAGCUGAGAGUAAUAGAGCUGGACAUGGACAGUAAUAUAGCUGAAUACCGCAUCAGUGACUGUUCAAGAGAUGAUGCCAAUGGACCAGAAUGUUGUCUCAUAAGAAGUCCACACGGGUGGGAAAUAGGCAUCUAUGUGACUGGCGCACUUGUUCUGCUGGGAAUAGCUGCAUUAAACCUGUGGAAACUAUGGAAGUCUGGGAAUUAUCCAACACCGUCUCCAUUUCCCAACUACAACUACCGAUACCUGGAACAAAAGUACGGGACUACGUAUUCGGACAUCAAACUCAAGAGAGGUGGAGCCUCAAACUUCCGUAAGGCAGCAGAAAGGAUGUCCCCUGUCCGCAAGCCCAGCCUGAAGAUGGAUGACACCUUUGAGAACAUCAAUGAGCUGGGUACCUUAGAGUUGAUGAGCAAAGACCUAGAUCUGGGUCCAUUCGGGCCACUGAAGAAAUCCGUGUCCACUGAUUCCCUCAGCUCCAUCUCCUCCAUUGGGAAUAACUUUGGCCAAGACUUCACUGUGGGCCAGGUGGAAGUCAACAUGGAAUACAAUGUGUUCUCCAACACCCUGCACGUCACGCUGCUGCAAGGGAAGGACCUCCUGGAGAAGGAGGACGUCAACUUUGAGUCGUGCUUUGUGCGCAUCAGCUUGCUCCCAGAUGAACAAAUCAUUGGCAUUUCCAGGAUUCAAAGGAGUGCCUUUUCUGUCUUCUUUGAUGAGAAGUUUUCCAUCCCCUUGGACCCGUCUGCGCUGGAGGAAAACAGCUUGAGAUUUUCUGUCUUUGGCAUUGAUGAGGAUGAGAGGAACAUCAGCACCGGGGUAGCAGAGCUGAAGCUGUUGGACUUGGAUCUGGCCAGCCGCCCAUUCAAUGCUUGGCUCUAUCUGCAGGACAUGAACAAGGCAGUUGACUCGGUGGGAGAGAUCCUGCUGUCUCUUAGUUACCUACCCACAGCGGAGAGGCUGACGGUCGUUGUGGUUAAAGCCAAAAACCUCGUGUGGACCAACAGCAAAAUGACAGCAGAUCCUUUCGUCAAAGUGUACUUGCUUCAGGACGGGAGGAAGAUCAGCAAGAAGAAGACAGCUGCGAAGAGAGGUGACACAAAUCCGGUGUUUAAUGAGGCCAUGAUUUUCUCAGUGCCCGCAAUCGUCCUACAGGAUCUGUCUCUCCGGGUGACGGUGGCAGAGUGUUGCGAAGAUGGGAGAGCGGAAAACAUUGGCCAUGUCAUCAUUGGCCCGUCGGCCAGCGGCAUGGGCAUCACGCACUGGAACCAGAUGUUGGCCACCUUAAGGAAGCCGGUGUCCAUGUGGCACCCAGUUCUACGAAAUUAAGGGCAAAGUUACACUCUGCGAGUAUCUUGCAUGGUGCCUAGACUUCCCAUAAGCAAAUAUGCUUGGCAAAUGGACAGUGGUACGUGGGACAUAAACUAUUUUUCCAAAUGUUCUUCACAAGUUCCAUUUAGUAAGAAGGAGCAGCAGAGGAAGUCACUGAAUCAGAUCCUUGAGAAAGCUUCAGUGGACUAAAACCUGAGAGAAGAAGCAACUCAAGUGUGAUUAUGCACAGAAGUAGCUUCCGGGCAAACACUUCCUCCCUAGCACUUCCUUUCCAGUGACACCCGCUUGGGAGUCCCAUUAUCCCUAAUUGUCUGUGAUUUUAUUUUCCAGUGAACGUUACACAAUAGAGCAUGGUCUGUUCACUGACUUAAGAGGUUUCAGAGUAGCAGCCGUGUUAGUCCGUAUCCGCAAAAAGAAGAACAGGAGUACUUGUGGCACCUUAGAGACUAACAAAUUUAUUAGAGCAUAAGCUUUCG
This is a messenger RNA of Chrysemys picta bellii (western painted turtle), 2199 nucleotides long. Lineage: Eukaryota; Metazoa; Chordata; Testudines; Emydidae. The record is from RefSeq and is a predicted model, not a curated record.